UGUCAUGCAGUGUUCCACGUGACGGACCAGAUCGGGUGCAAGCUGACGGACCCGUCGCUGCCGGGGUUCAUCCAGCAGGCGCUCCUGCCGUUCCAGCGCUCCGGCAGCGGCCCGUCGCCCAAGUUCACCACGUGCCUCGGCAACGUGGUCGGCCCCGGCGGCCCCGACGUGUCGGACUGCGCCUCGCUCGAGUUCACGGUGCACGACCGCCCGGGCCUGCUCUCGUCCAUCACCCAGGUGCUCGUCGACCAGGGCUGCCACGUCGCGUCCGGCCAGGCGUGGACCCACAGCGGCCGCGCCGCCGGCGUGCUCUACGUGACGGCCACCGGCGCCGACAGCGCGGCGCUGCACCCGAGCCGGUGGGCGCGCAUCGAGCGGCUCGUGAACGCCGUGGUGGACGCGCGCGAGAACAUGUCGGGCGAGCGGCGCUGGGUGUGCAUGUCGGCCCCCGUGCGCGGCCGCGUCCACACGGAGCGCCGGAUGCACCAGCUCAUGCACGACGACGGGGACUACGAAUCCAGCCCCGCCCCCACGCCCGUCGACGAGGAGCACUUCUGCAUGGGCGACCGGGCGGCCACCGCGGCCAGGUCGGCGCACCGCACCGAGACGCGCGUCACCAUCGACAACUGGGAGGAGAGGGGCUACGCCAUCGUCAAGAUGACGAGCAGGGACCGCCCCAAGCUGCUCUUCGACACCGUCUGCGCGCUCACCGACAUGCACUACGUCGUCUUCCAUGCCACCGUCGGGGCCCAGGGCCCUCUCGCCAUCCAGGAGUACUACAUCCGGCACAAGGACGGGCGCACGGUGGACAGCUACGCCGAGCGGCAGAAGGUCUCCCGGUGCCUCGUUGCCGCGGUGGAGAGGAGAGCAUCUCAUGGCGUGAGGGUGGAGGUGCGGGCGGCGGACCGGUCGGGGUUGCUGUCGGACUUCACCAGGACGCUGCGGGAGCACGGCCUGUCGCUGCUGAGGGUGGAGAUCAAGCGGCAGAAGGAGGAGGCCAUCGGCACCUUCUUCCUCGUCACGGACACGGGCGGCGAGGUGCGGCCGGAGGCGCUGCGCGCGGUGCGGACGAGGGUCGCCGAGAUGGGCAUCUCGCUCGACGUGGCGAAAGAAGCGUUUGGCUGGCCGCCGGUGAGGAAGACGAGAGCGCUGGCCCCGUCGCCCGCCGAUCAGGAGAGGCCCAGGUACUCCCUGGGGAGCCUCCUGUGGUCGCAUCUUGGGAAGCUCUCGAAUAACUUUGGCUACAUCAGGUCUUAGAAAAUUGUUAGCCAGGCCAGUUGAUUCACCGUUUGCAUUCAUGUGCUUUGUUGGAUAUGAUAUGAGGUGUCAUCAGAAAAAGCAGUACAAUUUUGUAUAUAUACAAAGUGUAGUAUCUUGUCAUUACAAAUACAGUUCCCGUCACCAUUUUGUUCUCUAUCUUUUUUCCUUUCUUAUACUCUCUU
Molecule: messenger RNA, 1442 nt
Organism: Hordeum vulgare subsp. vulgare (domesticated barley)
Lineage: Eukaryota; Viridiplantae; Streptophyta; Magnoliopsida; Poales; Poaceae
Product: ACT domain-containing protein ACR1-like
Exons: 3
Source: RefSeq, a predicted model, not a curated record